Parnassius apollo (apollo) is the source of this 789-nucleotide messenger RNA. The record is from the annotation of a GenBank genome assembly. NCBI's taxonomy places the organism in Eukaryota, Metazoa, Arthropoda, Insecta, Lepidoptera, Papilionidae.
AUGAAUAUUUCGGUGCCCGUGGGCUCGGUCCCCCGGGCUACGAUGGCCCAAACUGGGCAAUUAAGUGAUUCUGCUGCAAUUAUGGACACGCACAGUGCAACAAAUAGUGAAAUAAUGGACAAUGGCGUCAAGAUGAUUUGGGACCCGAUUUCCAUGAAGGAAAAAUUAAUUAAAUGUUAUAAGUGCCAAAGCGACAUCAGAUUGGACGCUCUCACCUGGGGUGCCACCCAGGCGAAUACCAAACUAGUGAAAUAUGAACAGUGCAAGCUAGACCUCCUAAUGCAAGCUGCGGUGAGCACAAAAAUAAGAACUAACGGACAAAGCGUAGAACUAUAUAGUGAAAUGACCGUAUACCUGGCCCCACUGAGGACUGGAAUAAAAUCGAACAGAGUGUGCGGAUACUGCAAGUGUAUACGUGAAUUCGUCACCAUAAGCCAAUUAGAAUUUACCUCGGAAAAGUACUACAGAUGCAUAAACUGUGGUAGUGACCAAUGUGCAAGAAUAUAUCCUAAAACUGCACUAAACAGUAUCAAUAAAGUGAAGAAAACGAAACGCGGGAAACUCGGUGGCGGUGGAAUAUUCCAGAGCGCCGCGGCUGCGCCCGGCGUCGGUGUAAAGUCCAAGGUUCUACACACCGCACCUGCGCGCGCCGACGGAGGCGUGCGUCACGUGAGCGACGUCGCUGUUGCUGUGCCGCAGUCACGUACGCCACGAACGUUCGAGUUCGAGGGCGUGGCCCCGCCCCGCGCGCCAAUAACAUGUCGCGCGCUGUCAGAGCCUUGGGGCUAG